Messenger RNA from Hydra vulgaris (swiftwater hydra), 3985 nucleotides. Its product is annotated as zinc finger BED domain-containing protein 4-like. Lineage: Eukaryota; Metazoa; Cnidaria; Hydrozoa; Anthoathecata; Hydridae. Gene Ontology annotation, molecular function: protein dimerization activity. The record is from RefSeq and is a predicted model, not a curated record.
UUUAAAUAUAUUAUUUUAUAAAAUAUAACUUUAUGUUCAUACUCAUAGUUUGUGUUUAUAGAUGUCAGGACCAUACAAUAUUUUAUAAAGAUUGGAACAAGUUAAAGGUCUCAACAACAAUUUGUCGAACAGAAUAGAAAUUUUACAAACUUGAUCAAGUUGUCGAAAAUGGGUUUACAUUAUUGUAGGACUUCUACAUCCAAAAUCUUCUUCCAGAGGGGCGUUUAAAAAAUGUAUCUUCUUCCAGAGGGGCGUUUAAAAGCAAAUUUAUACUCUUUUUAUAAUAGGAAAAUGUUUCAUCUGUUGCUUUAUUUUCACCUUUAAAAAGCCUUAAGAAAAAGAAAACAUUUUUCAACCAGAAAAAGACAGGUGCGGAAAAUGUGCACAGUAUGAAACUGGUAAUUUAUCUUCAGAUGUAUUUAAAACUCAUCAAAAAAAAAGCUAAACCAAAAGUUGAGAUAAAGUUGGACAAAAAAAAUUCCAAAAAUAUAUUUUUUUCAAUAUAUAAUUUCAAAAUCUAAUGUUUUUAGCAUUUACCGCAAAACAAAACUGAUCGCCUAAAAUUUAUAACCAGGUGACAAAAGAUGUUCAUUGCUAUCUAAGGAACGAGAGCAAGGGACGAGUGCUGAAAAGUUUGCUCACUUCUUCAAAGAUUACCACAAACAAAUUCCUUCCCUCAAUGCUUAAAAAUUAGAAAAGAAAAAUAAUCAUUUACAGCAUUACAUCACAAUUGUACAAAUUUUUGAGAAAAAUGACACUAAAAUGCCCGUGGACUCCAUGCGUCCUACAAUUGAGUUGUAUAUAAAAAUAAUACAUAAAUAUAAGAAGGUAUGCGCGUAAAAAAAUGAAAGCUGUGUACAAUUGAAUAUUUUACUUUUGACAAAUUAAAAAAAUUUGCUAGUGUGUCAUUUUUAAAGAAUAAACACCCAGGGACUUAAGUUGAUGACCCCGUUGUGACAGAUACUAGAGACAUUAUGUAUCAAUCCGAUGAUAUAAUAAAAAAAAUAAAUUAAGAUUUCCUGAUAGGUGGGCUGUCCUACUAUAAAGAUUAAAUAAAAACGUAUUUCUAAAAUUUUUUGAAGAUCUUCCACCAUUGCAUACUAACCAGUGUUAUUAGUCCUUCGCUUUGGCCUUGGCUUUGAAACUGUUGGCCUUGGUCUUGAAAAUUUUGGCCUUGGCCUUAAGACAAAUACAUAUUUUUUAAUUGUUUUGUUGAGUUCUGAACAUAACCUUGGUCUAUUUUUACAAAAGGUGGUUUCAUUUUCACAGCACUUGCUACUUACAGUUUUGUGAAGAAGUGGCCUUAACGUAUUGCAAAAAUUGAAGUCUUAAGUCUUAAAAACCUUGCGUACGUCUUUGGUCUUGAAUCUUUUAAUCUUGGCUUUGAUCUCAAAAUUCUUGUCCUUGGCCUUAAAACUUUUGGCCUUUUCCUUCUAACUUGUGGCCUUGGCCUUCUAACUUGUGGCCUUGGCCUUGCUACUUUUGGCCUUGUUAACAACUCUGAUACCAACCAUAUUAAAACUAAACAGACAAAAUAAGAAGUAGUGAUGUGCCGGGUACCCGGUUCGGACCCGGAGACCCGGUAAUUCGGCAGUUUUACCGGGUACCCGGUAUCGGCCAUUUUGUUGCAGUACCCGGCACCGGGUAUCUUCAAAUUGAUUUUUCUUUAGUUAAACUUUAACCAUUAAACUUCUUGAUAUAAGUUUAAGAGUGUUAUGUAGUCGAUAACUACAAAGUUCUAUUAACUUAACACAAUCUCACUUAAAAUAUUUUUUAAUACACUUUUGCAAAAAAAAUUUAUACGGAUACAAAAACUGUAACGCUAAAUGAAAUAAUUCGAGAAUACGAAUAAAAAGAAUGGGAAACAAAGUUUUAGAAUAGCUUCUUUUUAUUCUGUUAGAACACAAGAUAAUUUUUAGCAAUUUAGUUUUGAAUGAAACGCUUAUAAUGCUUUCGAACGCUGAUAGACUUUUCAUUCGUAUCAAGCAAAAAUCAUAAAAGUAGAGAUAUAAGGUAAAUAUUAUACACAUUUUUUAUAUUUUAAUUUCGAGCGUAUUAUUAAAAAAAUUAUCGUUUCAUAUAAAAUAAACGAAAACUUUGAUAUCAAAACUAGUUUCAUUAUCUUUAUAGAAAUUUUAUUUGAAAGAAAAGUUAUGGCAAAAAAAAGUAUAGCGUGGAAGUUCUUUGAUAUAAGCACGACUCCUCAUAUGAGUAAGUGCAAACUAUGUGGUAGUUUAACUACGAGAGGAGGAAAAUCUUUCAAGUCUUAUGGAACUACAGCAAUGGUAAAACAUUUGCGUUUAAAGCAUUCCAAAGAGUUUGAACUUGCGGAAGAAAAAAAAAAGGUUCAAUCGUUGCCGUCUAUUUCUGAAGCCUCAGUUGCUUCUACCACCAAUACAGUACAAAGUAACAUUAUUCAGGCUUUACAAAAAAAAAACAGUGGAAUAUUGAUGACCACAGAUCUAUUCGAAUCCAUAAAAUAAUAGGAAAACUUAUCACAUUGGAUAUUCAGCCAUUUUCUAUUGUUGAAGAUACGGGGUUUAAUGAACUGAUUAAAGAUGCUUACCCCAAUUACAAAUUACCAUGUAGAACAUAUUUCAGCCAAAACGUAAUCCCUAGAUAGAUCUAACUAAAUUUUCCCAAGAAACUGCUGUUCUUCGAGUAAUUCAUUUUCCGGAAAAGCACACAGGUGUUCAUAUAAAAGAGUAUUUACAAAAAGGUUUAGAAACUUUUGAAAUCCCGUUAAGCAAAAUUCAUCUUAUUGUUACCGAUAAUGCAAGCAAUAUGAAGGCUGCAGUAAAAAACAGUGGAAUGUCAUCAAUUUCAUGCUUUAUCCAUACUUUGCAGCUAUGUAUUCAUGACUUUAUAUUUAGCCAAAAAAUCAUCAAGGAAAUUUUAACUUUAUGCAGAGGAAUAACGACACAUUUUAAUCAUUCACCAAUAGCAUGUGCAAAAUUAAAAUCAAUUCAGCAGCAGUUAAGUACUGUACCUCACAAAAUGAAACAAGAUGUUCCAACUCGCUGGAACAGUUCAUUUGAAAUGCUACAAAGAACGUUUGAACAAAAAGUUCCUUUGGCCACCUAUGCAGCAGAAUAUGAUGAAAUUAAACUUCGUACUAAUUAUCAAUGGGGAAUAGUCGAAAAACUUGUUCACAUUCUUGCUCCAUUUGAAAACUUAACAAAAAAAUGUGGUAGGAGGGACGAAACUUGCGCACAAAUUAUACCAUCUGUUCUUGCAUUAAAAGUUUUAUUACAAAAAGCUUCAUCAAGUGAUAUACACGCUGGGAUUAUGACGAUGAUUGAUGAACUAAUAAAAUCUGUUACUAAAAGACUUGAUAAAUUUUUGCUUAAUAAAAUGUUAUGUGUAUCAACAUUUUUGGAUCCACGAUAUAAAUUACUUUAUCAACAUGCAGAUGAAAAUGUUAUUAAGGAGUGGGUUGAAGAAGCAUGGAAAGAAAUGCAAGGAGCGCAAGAUGUUGUUGACUCUGACUCCGACAAUGCUCCAAUAGUAAAAGCUCCAGCAUCUAAUGGAUUCAUUAGCAUUGAUGAUUGUUUUAAAGAUGUAGCUUCUAUGAGAACCGGAAGAAAGCAAAGGGAAAGACGUUCCGAGGCAGAAAGAGAAUUAGUAGAUAUUGAAGUUGUUACCACUGACAUAAUUAAAAAGCAAACAAUAUUAAAGUCUGCAAUUACUCAAGAAAUAGACAACUACUUAUCUCUGCCUCUUUUAGAAAAUAAAAGUUCUCCGUUUUUGUGGUGGAGUAAAUGUGGAAUGCAAUUUGAAAAACUAAAAAAGAUGGCAUUAAAAUAUCUUACAGCACCUCCGUCAUCAAUAGAAAGUGAAAGGUUAUUUAGUGCUGGUGGGGACAUAUACGAAGCAACAAGGAGCAGACUAAAAGCAGAUAACGGAGAAUACCUAAUGUUUGUGCAUUACAAUCUAAAGUUAAUAAAACAAUUAAAAUAAGAUACAGCAAAUAAGUGUUGUUUAA